AUGUCAUCGACGGAUACGAUAAAAGAUCUGAAAAUACAGCUUUACAAGCAGACGGGACAAACUCCAAAUGAUCAGUUACUGUAUCGCGAGCUAGGUGGAUCACUAUUAGAUAGUGAUUCGACACUUUUUGAUGCACGAAUAGAGAAAAAUAAUUCUGAUCAGCCUCUGAUACUCAUUGCGCAAUCCAUCUCAAAUGUUCCUGUGAAAUAUGAUGAACAACAAGUGCGAGCGCCGGAACGAGGCUUUAUUGACACUGCACUUGCGCACUAA
Molecule: messenger RNA, 270 nt
Organism: Cylicostephanus goldi
Lineage: Eukaryota; Metazoa; Nematoda; Chromadorea; Rhabditida; Strongylidae
Source: the annotation of a GenBank genome assembly